GGCAGUGGCCCUGAACAGACUGACAUGACAUAAUAUACCUUAUCAAUUCUGUGGCACUGCAAUGAACACAGCUGCAUUUAACAUUACGCUCAGCACCAAGAAGACGCUGAGAAAACCUGAUCCACUAGAUCAAGAAGACGUUGAGAAAACCUGAUCCACUAGAGCAACAAGUAGACGUUGAGAAAACCUGAUCCACUAGAGCAACAAGAAGACGUUGAGAAAAUCUGAUCCACUAUCUGAUCCACUACAUCAACAACAAGAUUUUGAGACAAGCUGACCCACUAGAUCAAGGAGAGCGAUGAGCGGGCUGCGAACCGUGUUGACCUCCACUGCCAUUGUCGGCGUGCUUGGGGCUGGAUACGGGAUGUGGUUGGUUAUUUCUCCAGGAGAAGAAAGGCGGAGGGAGAUUCUCAAGAAUCUACCGGAAGCUAACCCGGUGAGGAUGGAGGAAACGAGGAGGAGGAACGCGCUGGUGAUGCAGGCGCUCAAGGAGGCAGCAGAAACCAACGACAACAUUGCAAGACAAUUCGGUGGACCCUUGAAGUAGACAGCGGUUCUGGACUACACCGGUCCAGAUUAAGCUACAUUCAUUUUAAGCAUUAAAGAAUGCUUGAAUUUAUAACGAAGGGGGAAAUGCCAGUGAUAUCAAAGUCCUUGUUGUAUCUGCUGUGCAUAUCGUGUAACAUACUGUUGUAUAUUUGAUAUUAAAAGUGCAUAAAA
Molecule: messenger RNA, 720 nt
Organism: Lampris incognitus (smalleye Pacific opah)
Lineage: Eukaryota; Metazoa; Chordata; Actinopteri; Lampriformes; Lampridae
Product: ubiquinol-cytochrome-c reductase complex assembly factor 3
Exons: 2
Coding region: 299-547 (82 amino acids)
Biological process (GO): mitochondrial respiratory chain complex III assembly
Source: RefSeq, a predicted model, not a curated record